AGCAGCAUCAACAUCCUAGCUAACCCUGACACCAAAAAUAUGCCAAGAAUUGCGGGGAAAUUCAGUCAACAAAUUCAGGGCUGGACCAUGUGGUGAUGAGCGGUAUGCCAUGCAGAGGAGACACAGCAGCAACACGGAUGGCAUGCCCUCUGAAAGGAGUCGAAGCCAAACUCUGGGAUCAGAGAGCAGCCUGGACGAGGGUGGCGUGUUUGACUGCCUGAAGCCCGACUCACCCGCCUCACCCCAGCAGAUUUUCUCCGGCCUGGUCGGCGUCCCCUCCGGCUCUGUCUCCUCUGCCCAGUUCCAGGCGGCCGGCUUAGUCCUGGGCUCUCCCCCUGAAGUCUUUAUCCAGAUGACGGCAUCGUCCAGAGAGGAAGGAGGCCCCCACCGUACGGAGGGCGGACCUUUUCUCCCUCGGCCGCCCCCGCACCACCAUCACCUACACCACCACCACUUCCACCACCAGCCCCUGCAGCACAGGACCUCCUCUCUGCUCCAGCAGGCCACUUCGGGUGCCGGCUCAGAGAGGCACAGCUCCAGGGAGGAGGCCCAGGAAGACCCAUCCACUCCGGCCCCAGCCCUGUCUGAGCUGAAGGCAGUGGUCACUUGGCUGCAGAGAGGCUUCCCCUUCAUCCUCAUUCUGCUGGCUAAAGUCUGCUUCCAGCAUAAGCUAGGUAUUGCUGUGUGUGUGGGCAUGGCCAGCACAUUCACCUAUGCCAAUUCCACGUUUAGGCACCAAGUGGCAUUACGGGCGGAACGUUCUGUAUUUGUUGCUCUGUGGAUCGUCCUGUUCCUUGCAGGGAACAUAGUGUAUAUCUACUACACAUUUAGUCAUGAGGAGCUGCACAACAGCCUCAUAUUCGCCAAGCCCAACCUCAACAGCUUUGACUUCUUUGAUCUGAUCUGGGCCGUGGGCAUCACCGACUUUGUCCUUAAGUACUUCACCAUCGGCCUGAAAUGCUUAGUCCUCUUUUUGCCCAAGAUUCUCCUGGCCUUCAAAUCCAGGGGUAAGUUCUACCUGCUGAUCGAGGAGCUGAGCCAGCUGUUUCGGGCCCUGGUGCCCAUCCAGCUGUGGUACAAGUACAUCAUGGGAGAAGACCCGUCCAGCAGUUACUUCCUGGGAGCCACACUCAUCAUCAUCUACAGCCUCUGCAAGUCCUUCGACAUCUGCGGACGAGUGUCUGCCAUCCGCAAGGCCUUGGUCAUGCUCUGCAGCUCCCAGAGUUACGGAGUGAGGGCGGGCAAUCAGCAGUGCAGCGAGGUGGGCGACGUCUGUGCCAUCUGUCAGGCUGAUUUCAGAGACCCCAUCGCCCUUCUCUGUCAGCACGUGUUCUGCGAGGAGUGCCUGUGUUUGUGGUUCGACCGGGAGAGAACGUGCCCGCUGUGUCGCUCCACCGUCAUCGAGACCCUGCGAUGCUGGAAGGACGGCACCACCUCGGCUCACUUCCAGAUCUACUGAGCAUCGCGCGCACCGCCGGGAGAAGAUGUGGUUGUGCUGUGUUGCGGGUUAGACAACGGUGUGUCAUCUUUUGCUGUUCAUCUUAGUGCGGUAACUCUUUAAAUCAGGGUAAGAAUAGUAACAUACAAUAUGUUGGUCACAUUAAUUUUCAGUGUGGACAAGUUGAUCACAUUGGUGGUAGAUGCACAAACCAAAUGAUCAACGCGGUAUCACUUAAAAUAAACACAUAAAUCUUGGACUAUUGUCAGUUUUACAAUUGUGCCAUUCUCAUAUUUUUAUGGCAUCAAUAUUUUUUUGUGUACAUGUACACUAAGCCAAUGUUGUUGAAUGAACAUUUAUUUUACACUAAACACACGAUAAAAGAAUGUUCCUAUGAUUUAGUGUGGUGAUAAUGUAAAUAGUCACACUUUCACUCUCUAUUUGUGAUAAAUUGGCAACUUGUUUUUGUAUAUUUUAUCAUUUCGUCAUAUCUGUCUACUGUCUACUGUCUGUAUUACAUUUUUUUAUUUGAUGAUUAAUUACAUUUUCCUUUGGUUUUUAGUUUCAAGUUUUGCGAUAUUCAUUUUGAAACACCCUUUGAACACAACCAAAUGUCGCAGAACGACCGUAAGAAAAAAAAAAAAAAAAAAAAAUCAGUCUGUAGCUAAAAAAAAGUUAUUAGUCAGCAACAAUAAGGUUAAUUAGAUACUGAGUAAUGAACGUCUAUUUCUUGUGUGUCAGCAAGGCACCGAAAUCACAGCAUUUUAUCGAAUCUUAUCAAGCGUGGUGCUGACGUUGAAGUCUGAAGGACUUUCUUUUGCAUACGUUGCUCAUUUUCCUUUUUAUUGAGUGGGAGAUCAAGUCUGAUAAGAUUCCAUGUUACAAUUGUCAUUUCAUUGUUAUUCAAAAUGAAUAUUGUCAAUAUGAAUCAUUUCCUUUUAGAAUAGUCAUUAUUGGUUUGCAUUAAAAAAACAAAAACACUAUGACUUACAUGCAGAAGGCAUAGCAGUGUGGAUGUUUUCAGUUUUCAAUUAAA
This is a messenger RNA of Anoplopoma fimbria (sablefish), 2474 nucleotides long. RefSeq names its product ring finger protein, transmembrane 2 (gene rnft2). The record is from RefSeq and is a predicted model, not a curated record. Gene Ontology annotation, biological process: positive regulation of ERAD pathway. The transcript is spliced from 10 exons. Lineage: Eukaryota; Metazoa; Chordata; Actinopteri; Perciformes; Anoplopomatidae. Bases 110 to 1459 code for a protein of 449 amino acids. Gene Ontology annotation, molecular function: ubiquitin protein ligase activity.